CGCCUUGAGGACUGUGGACCGCGGCUCCUUUAAGCGUCGCCGUGACACGUGUGUGAGGCGGCGGAGGCCCGGAUGGUGCGUGUGCGGGGCCCGUGCCGAGCAGACGCCAGCUCUGCGGGCCUGCAGCCGGGCCAGCGGCGGAGCCAGCUGCGGGCCUGACUCUGACACCCAUUCUGGACGACACGCUUGUGGCUCGGUCAUUGAACAGGCCAAAGCCUGGGAGCACGUGGUUUUGAGGGCCCAGCAGCACACCUGCCUAGUCUGGCCAAGCACCUGACUCCAUGCUGCAGGAAUAGCACCCCCAAGUUCAGACACCCCAGUGAUGCACCAUGCCCAUAGUCGACAAGUUGAAGGAAGCCCUCAAGCCUGGCCGCAGGGACUCGGCUGACGAUGGGGAGCUGGGGAAGCUCCUGGCCUCCUCUGCCAGGAAGGUCCUUCUGCAGAAGCUGGAGUUUGAGCCGGCCAGCAAGAGUUUCUCCUACCAGCUGGAGUCACUGAAGAGCAAAUAUGUGCUGCUGAACCCCAGGACAGAGGGAGCCGGCUGCCACAGGAGCGGGGAUGAGCCGCAGGCCAGGACACAGGGCAGCGAGCGCGCGUACGAGAGCUGCGGUGACGGCGUCCCCGCACCCCAGAAGGUGCUCUUCCCCGUGGAGCGGCUGUCGCUGCGCUGGGGGCGUGUCUACCGUGUGGGCGCGGGGCUGCACAACCUCGGCAACACCUGCUUCCUCAACUCCACCGUGCAGUGCUUGACCUACACGCCGCCCCUGGCCAACUACCUGCUCUCCAAGGAGCACACGCGAGGCUGUCACCAGGGAAGCUUCUGCAUGCUGUGCGUCAUGCAGAACCACAUCAUCCAGGCCUUCGCCAACAGUGGCAACGCCAUCAAGCCCGUGUCCUUCAUCCGAGACCUCAGGAAGAUCGCCCGGCAUUUCCGCUUCGGGAACCAAGAGGACGCACACGAGUUUCUGCGGUACACCAUUGACGCCAUGCAGAAGGCCUGCUUGAGCGGCUGUGCCAAGUUGGAUCGUCAGACGCAGGCUACGACUUUGGUCCAUCAGAUUUUUGGAGGCUAUCUCCGAUCACGAGUGAAGUGCUCCGUGUGCAAGAGCGUCUCAGACACCUACGAUCCCUACUUGGAUGUGGCACUGGAGAUUCGGCAAGCUGCAAAUAUCGUGCGUGCCCUGGAACUUUUUGUGAAACCAGAUGUCCUGAGUGGAGAGAAUGCCUAUAUGUGUGCGAAAUGCAAGAAGAAGGUUCCGGCCAGCAAGCGGUUCACCAUCCACAGGACGUCCAACGUCCUGACACUCUCACUCAAGCGCUUUGCCAACUUCAGCGGGGGGAAGAUCACCAAGGAUGUGGGAUAUCCGGAAUUCCUGAACAUCCGUCCGUAUAUGUCCCAGAGUAAUGGUGAGCCUGUCAUGUACGGACUGUAUGCUGUCCUGGUCCACUCGGGCUAUAGCUGCCACGCCGGGCACUAUUACUGCUACGUGAAGGCAAGCAAUGGACAGUGGUACCAGAUGAACGACUCCUUUGUCCACUCCAGCAACAUCAAGGUGGUUCUGAACCAGCAGGCCUACGUCCUCUUCUACCUGCGGAUUCCAGGCUCUAAGAAGAGUCCUGAGGGCUCCAUCUGCAGGACAGCCUCCUCCCUUCCCAGCCACCCCAGGGUGGUUCCAGACCACAGCAGGAAGAAUAUCAGCAAUGGGACCACAUCCUCAUCAGUGACUGGAAAGAGACCAGACCCUGUGACAAUGAAGAAGCCUCAGACCCCUGAAGAGCUCGGGGUGCCCGUUGCCAGGAAUGGCUCUGUGUCGGGCCUGAAGUCUCAGAACGGAUACACUCCUCCCAAGCCACCCCUGGGGUCCCCUUCCCCCAAGCCCUGCAAAACGCCUCCCCACGUGCCGACUGUUCUGGAUGAGCCUGGAAAGAAAGUCAAGAAACCAGCCCCCCUGCAGCACUUCUCCCCACCGCUCAAAACCUCCCCGGGGCCCCCCGGUGCCGGCGAGCUGGGCGGCAGCAGGUGUGAGGGCCGCAGGCCCGGCUCCUGGGACGGCAGGGCCACCCUCUCUACCUCACCUCGGCCCCCGGCCGCCAGGACCGCCAACGGGCUCGGGCCCAAGGUGGGUGAUGAGGGCCCAGCUGCCGAGAGGAGGGCCUCCAGCCCUGAGCACCCUGCUGGUGGUGGCCCCGCCAGGCCCCCCUCGGCACCCCAGAGUGGAGCCGCCCCUCCUGGCGAUUCUCAGGGAACCCACUCUGCCGGCCCCGCCAAGGUGCUGCUGGCCCGAGAGGACGCGGAGCUGGUGAAGGCCAAGUGCCCCGACCUGAGCAGCGCCUCCCCCGAGCCCGCUAACACCAUGUCUCCUCCGCCGGCCAAAAAGCUGGCCCUUUCUGCCAGGAAGGCCAGCACCCUGCGGAGGGCAACCGGCAAUGACCUCCGUCCACCUCCCCUCUCUCCAUCCUCCGACCUCACCUCCCCCCGGAAACCCACUCACCCCGUCGUCGCCUCCACGUGGCCUGUCAGUACAAUCCGGGCUGUGUCACCUGCUCCGAGACCAUCCAGCCAUCUGAAGCCCCCCCUUGGCCCCCACUCCCCGUCACUGUCCAGCAGCCCCCCGCCUCUCGGGACAUCAGACCCACAGAGCCACUCGCCCGCCUCUGCGCCCCUGCCUCAGGUCAACGGGGGCUUCCGGGCCCCCUCACACCAGCUGCCAGAGGCCAUCGAGCCCCCCCAGGGUCUCUGUAAGAAGAGAAAGAAGACCCGCGUGGGAGAGACCCAGGGCCAGGGCUCAGAGGCCUGCACAGCUGUGGCGGCCCCUCCAGGGCCUCCUAGGAAGAGGAGGAAGAGGAAGAGGAAGCACACGGGGGACACGGACGCCUCCCCUCUGCAGGCGGGGCGCAUGCCGGGGCCACCCUGGAGCCCCGCGCAUAGGAAGGAGGGUCGGGCGGAGCCGCUGGCGGGCAGACCGGAGGAAGAGGGCGGACAGCAGCCGGGGAACGGCUGGCCCGUGGGAUGCGUGAGCGACGGCCACCGCGUGAGCCGCAGGAAGAGGAGGAGGCAGGGAGCUGAGGGCCUUGGCGGAGAAGACGGCCUCCGCCGGGACCACCCACCUCGGCGUGGGAGCUGCUCUUCCUCAGAUGUCGUCCAGCCAGAGGCUAUUGCAGCAUCACCAAGGAAAAAGAGAAAGAAAAAAAGGAAGCAGGAGUCACAGCAGGAAGUAGAAGAGAAUGAGCCUGAGGGCCAGAGGGGCUCUGAAGUCCCUGGGAGCAGGCCAGGGACAGCUGUGAAUGGCCAGGCUCCUGGAGGCCCCACAGGGCUGGGACAGGCUCCUCUUGUAUCCUGGGACAGAGAGAGAGAAUCCGAUGUGGUCCAGGAAUUGCUCAAAUAUUCAUCUGAUAAAGCUUAUGGGAGAAGAGUUUUGACGUGGGACGGCGAGGUGUCAGCUGUCAGUCAGGACGCCAUUCAGGACAGCAGGCUGGCCCGCAUGGCCACAGUCAUUGACAACUGGGACGAAGAGUUCGACCGAGGGAAGGAAAAGAAAUUGAAAAAAUUCAAGAGAGAGAAGAAAAGAAACUUCAAUGCCUUCCAGAAACUUCAGAGUAGACGGAACUUUUGGUCUGUGACUCAUCCAGCUAAGGCUUCCAGUCUCAGCUAUCGCCGCUGAAUUUGGAGCUGUCAAGAUGGCCUCCAGAGACGCGGUCCCUUCCUGGGGACCGUCUAUCUGGACUGAAGAGCCACUUGCCGAGGACUUGCUGGCUCUGUCGGCUCCAGGCCUGCCAUGGGGGACGGCCCGCAGAGGCCCCGGGCUUCUGUGGAUCAGGACCUCUGGUGACACAACACGCACUGUGACAGACACGGGGACUCUUAGAGCAGGGGGCAGCACAGCAACUGGGACCUGAGAUGGGGCUGAGCGCCCUGUGAUGCUGUCCUGGGGCUGCGGGGGACGGCAGGGAGGACGGCGGCUGCGCCUUCCCAGUGUGACCUCGAGCUCCAGAGAUGAUGGCGUGCAGCCAGUUGCUCUUCUCGACGGGCCCUCCGUCCCCCACUCCUGGCGGCUGGCACUGCUAGCUCAUCCUGCACCUCCCGCUUCCUCAGGUGGGGGCUCUGUAUGCCUUACCUGUUCAGCCUCAGAGAGUCGGCGGCGCCCCGGGCCGGCCCCACACCGCUGCCUCUCCCUUUUAUGGAAUUGCGGGGCGGGCAGCCCUGCCAGUGCAUCUCUCUCUUGCAAGAAACUCUAGACCCUCUCUGGAGAGCAGGUGGCUGUAGUGGGGCAGGUUGGGGGCCGAAAAGAUGUGCCGACACAUCUGCUUCUCAGGCUGCUACUUGUUCCGAGGUGGCUUUGCUGGACCCUGCCUUGCAGCUGCAGUAACCCGGGGGUCCUUACUGAGGUGGUGGUCUUGGGGUAGAUUCUCUGUUUAUUUUACUACUUGAUAUAAAACAUUUAUUUUUGACCAGGCCUGUGGCUUCCAUCAGCAAUAUGUUUCCUCUCCCUAAUAUGCAAAUACUGGCUUUGUUUGCUCAAUUUUGUGAGUGCUUUUUGAAUUUAGAUGAUUGUAUUACUCGAGAAGAUCACGAUCACUCUUUUAUCUUGUUCAAGCUGUGCUGCGAACUUAUAAUUUAAUAAAUACGGAAAAGCCUCAGUGAGGUGAUACUGUCCAGAAAAAGGACGCAUGUCCCAGCGGUAGAAGGUAUGGAAGUAAAUCUGAAGAUUAUCCCUCAGCGCAUGUCCAUGCUUCCUCUCCUCUUGGUACCGCUUCGGGUGGGAGUGGACCAGUGCCUGGUCCUGUCCUUCGAGUGGUCUCCUCAGCCUGAGGCCCGAUGCACUUGUCUGGCCCCCACUUUCUUCCUCACGGAGCCUUGCCCUUUGCUCUGCUGCUUGUUCUGGGGCCUGGGGGAUCCUGGUGGUAUCGAAAAAGCGUUACAUUUUUUAUACGGGGAGCUAUGUUAAUUUUUUCAUGUGGGUCGAUCUUUAUGUUUUUUUCUUCCUGUUUUUGUAUUUCUCUUUAAAAAGUUGGGGAGAAUAAUACCAGUGGCCUGCGCUGGGGCUGCUCUGGUCCCAGCAAAUGGGAACCAGGCUCUGCCUGGACUGGCCCGGGAGCCUUUUUGUCUUCUACAGAGGACUGAUUCCUGCAUGUCAACCACACCUUGCUCAAAGCUGAGGGGCCCACCGCAGUGCCCUGUGGCUCUGUCAUUUGUCAUCUCAGGAGGGAAGGCAGGUGCCUCCGUGGGCAGGGUUUUUUCUCUUGAGAUGUUGACAUCCAUUCCUGCGUGAACUAUCUCCCCGACCAUAUUUUUAACAUGUUCUGUAGCUGAAAAAAGAAAAAUUCAGUUGUUUGCUAGCACAGAAUUGAUCUCUUUUCUCUCUCUCCCUCUUCUCCAAACAAGUCUCUUCCUUCCUCCACUAUAUAACUAUAAAGGCUUUUCCUGAGGAGAACGUACCCGUUUUCUCCUGGGCAGGGAUGAGCACUGGCCUGACCCUGCAGCAUUUAAGUAUCACUGUUAAGUAGACAAGUCCUCCCAUCCCACGGAGAAUCAUCGGCCAAACUGGGAGGGAAAGGAUAGGCCCAGAAGACGAGUCCAGAUCCUAGGUGUCCGUGUAUAAAGCUUCAAUAGUGGCAGUCUUAGACUUUGUUGACUUAGAACAUGGGUCUCAUUUAACUCACCCCUCCCAGUGGUCCUGGGUCCUGUCACUCCCUGACCCUCGGCUGGGGGCCUGCGCACACGGGGCUGGGGGCCUGCUCACACCUUGGCCCCGUGUGCGCGUCGAGUCCACGGCACAUGACCUGCACCUCCGUUCCAGGGGCUGAGGGGCCCCAGAUGUUGUCAAGAUCUGGGUGCAAUAAAACAAGGAGUUUUUGUGA
Orcinus orca (killer whale) is the source of this 5859-nucleotide messenger RNA. RefSeq names its product ubiquitin specific peptidase 36 (gene USP36). Gene Ontology annotation, molecular function: cysteine-type deubiquitinase activity; cysteine-type endopeptidase activity. The coding region runs from base 330 to 3662 and encodes 1110 amino acids. Gene Ontology annotation, biological process: protein deubiquitination; regulation of apoptotic process. The transcript is spliced from 21 exons. NCBI's taxonomy places the organism in Eukaryota, Metazoa, Chordata, Mammalia, Artiodactyla, Delphinidae. Gene Ontology annotation, cellular component: cytosol; nucleus. The record is from RefSeq and is a predicted model, not a curated record.